Molecule: messenger RNA, 1360 nt
Organism: Fragaria vesca subsp. vesca
Lineage: Eukaryota; Viridiplantae; Streptophyta; Magnoliopsida; Rosales; Rosaceae
Product: floral homeotic protein AGAMOUS-like
Exons: 7
Coding region: 179-928 (249 amino acids)
Biological process (GO): positive regulation of transcription by RNA polymerase II
Cellular component (GO): nucleus
Molecular function (GO): protein dimerization activity; DNA-binding transcription factor activity, RNA polymerase II-specific; RNA polymerase II cis-regulatory region sequence-specific DNA binding
Source: RefSeq, a predicted model, not a curated record
UUUGGCUAGUGGGUUCAAAAAAAAGCUCAUACGCAAAAGAUCAACUUAAUCUUUUGUGUUCCUUUAUUGUUAUAUGGUUGUGAUCACAUUGAGGCUUUUUCUUUUGCCAAACAGAUAUGAACUAAGGAUAUUCAAUUUGGGAUAGUUUUUACCAUUUUGAUCAUCUUCGCAAAUUAUCAUGGAGAUCCCAAAACAAAUCACACCAGCUGAUGAUCCUGAGAGCUCUUCCCAAAAGAAAUUGGGAAGAGGGAAAAUUGAGAUCAAGAGGAUUGAAAACACUACUAAUCGGCAAGUCACAUUCUGCAAGCGCCGCAACGGUUUGCUUAAGAAAGCUUAUGAACUUUCUGUUCUUUGUGAUGCUGAAGUUGCUCUUAUUGUGUUCUCCACCCGGGGGCGCCUCUAUGAAUAUGCCAACAACAGUGUUAGAGCAACAAUCGAAAGGUACAAGAAAGCAUGUGAUUCUUCAAACACUGGAUCUGUUACUGAGGCUAAUGUUCAGUUUUAUCAGCAAGAAGCAUCCAAACUAAGAAGACAGAUCAGAGAAAUUCAGAAUUCAAACAGGCACAUAUUGGGGGAAGCUCUUAGCACUUUGAACGUCAAGGAACUGAAGAAUCUUGAAGGAAGAUUGGAGAAAGGGAUCAGCAGAAUAAGAUCCAAGAAGAAUGAAAUGCUGUUUGCUGAAAUCGAAUAUAUGCAAAAGAGGGAGAUCGAGCUGCAGAAUCAUAACAAUUUUCUGAGAGCAAAGAUUGCUGAAAAUGAUAGGGCACAGCAGCAGCAAGCAAAUAUGCUGCCAGGAACAUCGUCCGCGUAUGAGCAACCAAUGCCUCCUCCUCAAUCAUAUGAUAGGAGCUUUCUCCCUGUGAUCAUCGAGUCCAAUCACAAUUACAAUCGCCAAGGGCAGAACCUGACACCUCUCCAACUUGUGUAAGAUUUCCUAACAUUCAACAUAUGCAUGCAUCAUCCAAUGAAACUAAAACGCCCUAUGUCUAAUUCCGAAACUCAGAUACCAAUAAGUUCUGAUCUCCUUACUUUGAUUUCUUUGGAUAUAACAGUUGAAAUGCGACAAGUCUGGUGAUUUAUUCCGCCUCUUCUCCUAAAUAAAAGUACAGAUGAGCAAUGCUAGAAGGCAAUCUGGUGAUUCAUUUCAUCAUUUCUGUUUCCUGACAUUUAUCAGAUUGACUUCUGUUUAUAAAUGUGUAAGAAUCAGUUAAUUUUUAAAAUCUUCAUGACUAGCAUGAAGUCGAUCCAUAAUUCUGUAUGAACUAGCUAGGCACUCCUUGUAACUGUGAACUACAACUUCUCUUUUAUGAUCUGUAUCCAUAUUCUAUGACACCAUAAUAGUUAAUUCGAUUUCUCACUC